Numida meleagris (helmeted guineafowl) is the source of this 2176-nucleotide messenger RNA. RefSeq names its product serine-protein kinase ATM-like. The record is from RefSeq and is a predicted model, not a curated record. NCBI's taxonomy places the organism in Eukaryota, Metazoa, Chordata, Aves, Galliformes, Numididae.
GCAGGAGAGAAGUACUACAGGUCUGGAUCAUAUUAUUGCAGCAAUGAAUAUCUUCUUUAAUACAUUUGCUGUAAACUGUCGCAAACAGAUUUGUAAAAUUGGGGAAGAAAUUUUGCCGACAGUGCUUUAUAUAUGGACUCAAUAUAGGCCAAAAGAUUCCUUGAAGGAAUCAAUAAUUGAGUUAUUUCUUCUCCAAGUUCAUAUUCAUCAUCCAAGGGGUGCAAAGUCUCAGGAAAGAGGUGCAUAUAACUCAGCAAAGUGGCAAAGUAUCUUAUAUAACCUGUUUGAUCUGCUGGUGAAUGAAAUACAUGCCAUAGGUAGUAGAGGAAAGUAUUCUUCAGGCUCACGUUCUGUUGCUGUAAAGGAAAGUUUGAUUGAGCUAAUGGCUGAUAUUUGUCAUCAGGUAUUUACGGAGGAUACCACAGUUCUGGAAAUCAGCCAGCCGUACACCAUUACACAGUCCAGUGGUGACGCAGAACCAAGCAAGCGCAGGAGGAUUGAGCUUGGCUGGGAGGUAAUUCGGGACAACCUGCAGGGAUCACAGGAGGAUUUUCAUGUCGUACCUUGGUUACAGAUUACAGCUCAACUGCUGUCAAAGUAUCCCAUGAGUUUUCCUAACUGUGAGCUACCUCCGCUCCUCAAUAUCCUUCACCAGCUGCUGCCUCAUCAGCGACGAGGGGAAAGGACUCCGUAUGUGCUGAAAUGUCUUACAGAGGUAGCUUUGUGCCAAAACCAGAAAACUGAUUUGAAGAGCACCCACAAGUUAGAGCUCCAGAGGACAUGGUCAAAAAUUUGGUCUCUUACUAUUCGUAGUAUAAGUUUUCAGCAAAUUGAAACAGAGAGCUUUGGAUUACUUGGAGCUAUGAUUCAAGGGAACCUUGUUGUGACAGAUAAAGAACUCUGGAAGAUAUUUUCAGGAUCUGCAUGCAAGCCUUCAAGUUCUGCAGUAUGUUGUUUAGCGUUAGUGAUGUCUGCCUAUUCGGUGCCAGAAAAUUUGGAUAUAGGAAUGGAACAGAAUAACUGUGAAAGAAAUCUGGAUUCUAUGUUAAAGGAGGCAAUAAUGAAAUGGGUACUCUCUUGCUAUUUGGAGGAAGAAAUGGAAGAAUGUGCAGAGUUGCCUCCUGUGCUUUGCAGUGAUUUCCCUCAUCUUACAUUACAAAAAAUUCUUGUAAGCCUUACAAUGAAGAACAGUAGAGCUGCCAUGACAUUUUUCCAAAAUGAUGCGAAAUGUGUGCAGCACUUACAGGGGAAAGAAGAAAACAGUUUUUCGGGUGUUGAAGAGCUUUAUCUGCAGACAACAUUUGAUGAAAUGGAUAUUUUCACUAACUUUGCAGUAAAUGUUGCAGAUAAAAAUGUGACUGGUUCAAGAUUUGUCAUCAACCAAAAUCUUAGGGAAACACUGGAGUGCUGUCUUUUAGCAAUGUCAGAAAAGCUUUUACGUAGCUAUACUCCUAAGUCUAAGCUUGAUGCUGCAGAACACCUUGUGCGAUGUGUCAGUAUCUUGAUUGGUGUUCUUGGCUGCUAUUGCUACACUGGUGUAUUUACAGAAGAGGACGCAUGUAAAUCAGAGUUGUUCCAGAAAGCUAAGUCCCUCAUUCAUUACGUUGGAGAAAGCAUUUCUAACUCAACCAAAAAACUAAAUGAAGACGCCCAGAUCAGCUCACUGAGAACUUUGAUAAUGCAGUGUACAAAGUGCUUAUGCAAUUGUACCAAGAACAGUGCUAAUAAGAUGGUGUCUAAUUUAUUCCUGCGUUUGUUAACAUCAAAAUUUGUUAAUGAUCUUCUAGAUAUUUGCACAAAUCUGAUGACAUUUACUGGAAAACCAAGUGAUUUAGGAGAAGUGGACCUAGUGGGGAAUGACCCUGAGGAGAGUAUAAUGGAAACAGAUAACCAGGUAUCUGACCAUUUAUUUGAUGAUCAUUCAGUGACAGACAUCAGUGAUACAAACGAAUCUGGUGAGAUGCAAAAUGUAACAGGUGCUGUGAGCCCAUUAGCUGAAGAACAGUUGACAAAACAGGAUUUCCUUCACCUUGAAAUUCUGAGAUUCUUAUGUAUUUGUGCAACUACUGUCCAAAUUCAGACAGUGAGCUUCCGAGCCUCUGAUAUACGAAGGAAGCUGUUAAUGCUCGCUGAUGGCAGCGUCUUCGACAGUGCUAAGCCAUUGCAUCUGAACUGA